This is a messenger RNA of Paramuricea clavata, 1071 nucleotides long. NCBI's taxonomy places the organism in Eukaryota, Metazoa, Cnidaria, Anthozoa, Malacalcyonacea, Plexauridae. The record is from the annotation of a GenBank genome assembly.
CAAUAUCAAAGUACGGAUGGCCGAGAUUAUGCAUCAAAACGUUCACCUGCCAACGAGAGAGGAAGCCCUGUACCCCAAAGCAAUUUGCGGUCUCGGUAUACACUGCCAGAAAGAUUGCCACAGGCACGUGGAAAUGGAGAAGCCAAUAAUACAUCAUUACCAAGAUAUGAAAGACAACCAGAAAGGGAGCUUAUAUCAUACCCAAGACCUCGUUCUGACUUGCCACCUAGACAAGAUCCUCCAUCUGCAAGAGACCUGAACCCUCCCUAUGGCACGUCUCAAUCACGUGGUCCAAUAGAACCACGUGACUCUCAACGUGACAUGCGUUCUAUCCGUGACGCAGUUGUGACUCGUAAUUUGGCAUCCCUGCGUGAUAUAUUGCCACCGCGUGAUGAUUCACCAAUUCCACGUGAUACAUUGCCACCACGUGACAGAUCCCCUCGUGACUACCUUCAACGUGAUUUGCCACCUCGUGAUGUUUCCCCCCGCAAUUUGCCACCACGUGAUGUUUCCCCCCGCAAUUUGCCACCUCGUGAUGUUUCCCCCCGCAAUUUGCCUCCUCGUGAUGUUUCCCCACGCAAUUUGCCACCACGUGAUGUUUCCCCCCGCAAUUUGCCACCACGUGAUGUUUCACCACGCAAUUUGCCACCACGUGAUUUUCCUCCUCGUGACGUGCCUAGAACACGUGAUAGUUUUCCACCACAUGACUUACCCCCACGUGAUAUGUUGCCUCCACGUGGUGUGCCACUUCGUGAUGAUAGAUCUGUACAUGAUCCGUACAUGCGUGAGAUGGACAUUCCACGUGAACGAGAACCUGCACCUUAUAAUAAUUCACCAUCUCGUUACCAAUCUUCCCCUGCACCCACGCGUGAAGUGUUGGACCGAGCUCGUUUUGAAAGAGCCAUGGCUGGUGCACGUGAUUCUAGGAGUGAUUAUCCAGCGUAUGGUAGAGAGCCAGAGCCUCGUUAUGGGAGAGAUUUGCCGUCUCGUGAGUCUGCUAUGGGAACGAUCCGUGGUCCCCCAGCACGCUACCCCAUGGAUGGACCUCAAAAUAAACGUCCACGAUACUAG